AUGCCUUUUGGGAAGAUAAAGCUGAAUGAUGGAAAUGAGAUUCCAAGCAUUGCAUUUGGCACGGGUUCGUCAAUGAAGGGCAAGGAUGUGACGGAAUAUGUAGAGCAGGCAAUUGAGAAAGGCUUCUCACACAUUGACACAGCCCAAUAUUACCAAACCGAGCCGUACGUUGGGAAAGCCAUUCGUGAAGAGGGUCUUCGACGAGACGAACUCUUUAUCACGACAAAGUUCGGAUUCGGGAAAGUCAGCGAGGUAUUUCAGAACAGCCUCAAACAACUCAGUCUCAAGCAAGUAGAUUUAUACUUGAUCCACUCUCCAAGUGCCAUCGAAGGUACAAUAGAGAAUACUUGGCGCGAAUUCGAGAAAAUCAAAGAUGCCGGACUAGCAAAGAGUAUCGGGGUUAGCAACUUUUCCGUGCAACAGCUAAAGGAUCUUCAGAAAGUGGCAAAAAUCCAACCUGCCGUCAAUCAGAUUCGCUUCCACCCAUACAACUGGGAAGAAAAUAAAGAACUGGUGGAAUACGCAGCGCAGCAAGGAAUCGUCAUUGAAGCAUAUAGUUCUCUCACGCCCAUCACUCAACAGCCUGGUGGACCAGUGGAUCCUGUCCUCAAGACAAUCGGUAAGCGACUUGGUGCCACUCCAGCGCAGGUCAUUUUUGCAUGGGUGAAGAGUAAAGGGGCUGUCAUUGUCACCACGACGAGCAAGAAGGAACGCCUCGAUGAAUAUCUUGCUGUGGGUGACCUGCCCGAGCUCUCAGAAGCAGAGAUUGCUGCCAUUGAAGAGGCAGGCGCACAGGGUGGACAGAGAGUAUCGAUGAACAGGCGGCGAUUUCUAGCAGUGGUUGCUGGAGGUGCAUUUUUCUAUGGCGUACGUUGGUUGUUGAGAGCUUGA
Messenger RNA from Fomitiporia mediterranea MF3/22, 891 nucleotides. Its product is annotated as Aldo/keto reductase. Bases 1 to 891 code for a protein of 296 amino acids. Lineage: Eukaryota; Fungi; Basidiomycota; Agaricomycetes; Hymenochaetales; Hymenochaetaceae. The record is from RefSeq and is a predicted model, not a curated record. The transcript has 10 exons. Gene Ontology annotation, molecular function: oxidoreductase activity, acting on NAD(P)H as acceptor.